UAACAGCUAACAUAAUUCAGCCUUAACUUAAGUGUUUUGAAGUUUAGUGCAUUGGUAACUACUAUCAGACUUACUCACAACUGUGUGUGCCUUUUAAUGCAAAACAUUCUUGUUUGAUAAUUCUUUUUGAAUUUCAUAAAAGGAGUAAAAAUAAUAGUGAAUACAAACCUUUUUAAUCUGAGGACAGUUCACAAUACAUAUAGAAAAUGGCGUCUUCACUUGAUUUAGUUCAUCAUUCAAGUUCAGAUUUUAUAAAGGACUAUUCUUGUGAAGUUUGUGAAAGUAAAAAUAUAGAAGCAAGUGCUGAUUUUUUUUGUAAAACAUGUACAAAAAGUUUUUGCACAAAAUGCCUUUAUUAUCACGAUCAAAUAUAUGUAAACCAUUUAAAGUAUGGAAGAAGGGAAACAAAUAAAUGGCCUCUUGCAAAGACUUUGGAGGAUUUGUUACUGAAAUGUGAUGUUCACAACAACAAGAAACUGAAAAUGUUUUGCAAGGACCACAGUCAGCUGUGCUGCUCUGAUUGCGUUUUACUGAGUCACAGACAAUGUACCAGUUUGGCUCUAAUUUCUGAAUCAGUCAAAAAGCUGUCUUUGAAUAUGCAGCAGUUGUAUAAAGAAAUUCAAAUUAUUCUUGCUAAACUAAAUAAGUUUGCAAGAACACAAAAGGCUAGCAUCCAGUCUUUGGAGGGAUCGUAUAGACAAAAACUACAAGAAAUCAGAGAGAUUCGUAAGAAAUUAAAUGCUGCUUUGGAUGAAGUAGAAAAUACAUCCUUGAAAGAACUAAAUGAAAUAAGAUCGACAUUACAAACCCCUCUCAAGGAAAAUGUUGACAACUGCAGCAGACUGAAGGAUGAACUUCAAAAGCUCGGAGAAGCUGUACAGGGCCUUGGAGAUAAGAGCAACAGAGAAAUUGAGUUCAUAGCAAGCAUGAAAUGUCUGGACAAAAUGGAAGAGUCUAAGGAAUAUCUGAUGGAAAACCCAAUUACAGUCCAGAGUUCAAUAAUAUUCCAGGCAAACCUGGAAAUUGAGAGUCUAGGGAAGGUUAUAGAUAGUAUGCAGUCUCUCAAACUAAAGAAGAAUCCAGAUCAAGUGUUGACUGUGAAGAGGAAGUAUGAGUAUAAUGUUAGAAUACCAAGUGACACAGCUCUGACUUGCUACAUCAUAGGCAUUUGCAGCCUGCCUAGUGGUCAGAUAAUUGUUGUAGAUUUCAAUAACGAGAACGUGAAACUGUUUGACCAGCAUUACAAUGUGUCCAGUCACUGUGAUGUGUCUGAUGCUCCAUAUGACAUUUGCAAAAUCACAUCCAGUGAGGUGGCUGUGACCCAAGGUGGUGAUGGAGUGCAGUUUGUGUAUGUGAGCAAUGGGCAGCUGGUGAAUGGGAGGAAGUUAAAGUUAUCACAUAAAGCUAUUGGCAUUGCUCACCAUCAGGGAGCAUUGUAUAUCACCUCUUGGACUGAUCUCUACCAGUACACACUGACCGGGACACUUGUGAAAAAGCUCUCUCGUCCAGGAGGUUCUGGUACAGUGUACAGAUGUGCAGUGAGUACUGCUGGUGACCGUAUCUAUGUCACCAAGAACAGCCAGCACAAGCUCCUGACACUGGCCACAGAUGCCAGCCUGAUCUCCAUCGUCACUGACCCUGAACUACAAGAACCAUGGGGUGUCCAUGUCACACCUGCAGGACAAGUCCUUGUCUGUGGUAGCCAUUCCAAUACUGUCAUACAGGUGGAUCGUGAGGGGAGAAAGAAACUGGCAACUCUGGCUUCAAAGAAACAUGGAGCGAUCUAUCCAGUGUCAGUCUGCUGUAACACCAACAUGCACCAGAUAAUUGUGGGAAGAUGUAAUAAUGAUAAAAUAAUUGUUCUAGAAUUGCAAUAGCUCUUCCAGUGGUGAAAAACAACACACAUUAAUAUUACAUAUUUUUCAUUUGAUUGGCCUAUUAAAUCAUAGAAGUUUAUCUUGAUGUCAAGAAAAAACAUAUUCAUUCCGUUUAUCUUAUGAACAAUUAAAAAAACUUUAUUUUAAUGAGUUAAUUAAAUGCUAAAAAGAUUUAACAAUUAAAAACUACCAUGUAUGAAAAUUGUCAUGUAAUCUUGAUGGUAGAAUGUGUAGUUAAUGUGCUGUGACAUUUUUGGAUUAUUUUCAAACUUUAAUGGCACUAAAAGUUAACCCUUUUUGGACUAAACAAAACUUUGUGGGUAUUGAUGUUUGUGAAUGAAUGAGAAAAAGGUGUAAACAUUUAAAAUUGAUAACAUUUUAAAGCGAUACAAACGUGAAAUGAUGGACUAACUUGGAGUGUUUGUGUUGUUUUGUUAAAAGUUUGUGUGUUAAUAUCAUUAGUUAUAAUGCAGGCCUUUCCCCAGGAUUUUGUCCAGGCACAACGGUCCCUUUUUGUUUUUGUUGCAUCAAGUGAUAUUUCCAUAUGUUAAAUAUUUUUAUAACACAUUAUUCCAUUUAGGUAUUUAAAAAAACUUGUGCACCAAUAGUUAACUGUUUGAAUUGCAUUUCAAAUUUGUUCUGUUACUAGGAUUCUACAGUUUACAGUUCUCAUGUUUUGCAUGUAAAUCCCUAUGUUCUGUUUAAAAGCUUGUGAAAAUUAUACUUCAUGUACAACGCAGCGUCAUUUCUUUUUGGCUUUAAUACUUGAUUGCUUAAUAAAAAUUACAUAGUGCAGAGACCAUUGAGAUAUUAACUUUGGUUCGAUAUAUAUUAAAUUAGCAGUGCAUUUUUACAAAAUAUUACAAACCUUUUUUCUUAAUUAAAACAAAUUGUUUUUGCUAUUUAUACAAAGCUUCGAUUGUUGAGAUUGGUCAGUAUUGAUCUGUUAAAAGUACAGCUUUUGUAUGCACCUCUGUGUGUAUUUAGCUACCUGAGCGCUUAUUAGUUUAUCACGAUCAACAUUCCCUUUUCAUGCAUUUCCAAAUUGGUAAUUAUUCAAAAAACAUAUGGAAUUGAUAAAUCGUAUAAAAAAAUAAUUCACUUUAACCAUUUUUCUUAACAUCACAUAUAGAUGAGACAAUCAGCAUUUUUGUUUACAUAAAAUUCUAGAUUUUUUUUAAAAAUCAUUAAAUCAUUAAAUCUGUUAAGAUUAUAUGGCUGUAAUCUUCACGUUAUGCAUGACUUAAUAUUUACUGAUGAUUGUGUUGUCAUAUAUUUUAUGACUAUAGGGCUAAAAUGUUCAAGUUAUGCACUUGAUAAUGUUGAUUGAUGAUUGUCUGUCAUAUGUGUUCCAAUGCUUUAGCUAAAAUGUUAAUGUUAUGUUUUUGUAAAUUUGUAUCCAAGAUUUUGUUGUCAUAUAUGCUAUGAUUCUAUGACUAAAAUGUUCAUGUUAUGACAACUUAAUGUUUAUCGAUGAUUUUGUUGUCAUGUAUAUAUUACAAUUAAAUGGUUAAAAUGUUCCCAUUAUGAACUAUAUCAUGUUUAUCGAUGAUUAUUUUCAAAGUUGUAUGGCUAAAAUGUUCAUGUGAUGCACUUGUUAAUAUUUAUCGAUGAUUUUGUUGUGUUUACAUUCUAUGGCUGUUGAGUCUUUGUUAAAACUCAACACAAGGUUCGCCGUGGUGUAGUGGAUAUGGUGUCCCGCCUAGCAAUCGGGAGGUCACAAGUUCGAUCCCCACUGUGGGAGCGUUCUAAGACCCCCCCAUAGACACCAAGGAAACAGACUCGAGAGCGUUUCAUAUAAGCUAAUGCUUGUUAUGCAAUCGAGCUUAAAUAAAUAGGUUUAAAAAAAAGAAAAAAGGUUUAAAUGAAUAAUUUUUCAUGUUUUAUUGAAUGAUGGAGACACAUGCAGGCAAUUAAAUGAAAAGGCUGAUUUGUAUUCAGUUAUUUGAUAAAAGUUGUGUGUAAUUUGAUUAGUUUUCAAAACAAAUUUGUGUGGCCCGACUGAUUCCUUGUCUAUAAAUAUCAGACCCACUUAAAAUAUGUCAGUUCUACCAGGCAGACCGACGGUUUCUUGGAACUCUGAGGAGGAUGAUGUUGGUUCCUUUUUAGUAAAUUAGCAUAUAUAUAAAAUAGAAUGAAUGGUGUUUGAAAUGCAUUUUUAACAUUUUUGUAAUAACAUAGAUUGGUUGUUUUUAUAAGGAUUUUUUGUAGUCUUAUUAACUCCUUUAUGUUGAUAGCAAGUGAUGAAUGUAAGAUUUCAUGUAAUGACUUAAUAUGUACAUCAGAGAAUUCAUUAUGGCACUAACAUUAUUAUAACACACACUGACACAUUUUGUUUCUAUUCUUGUAAAUAUUUUGUAUUAUAUCUAUCAAUUUAAUUAAAAAAUAUUAAGCAAAAUUGAAUGUAAGUGUAAUUUCUUGCAAAUUACAGGUUUAUAAGAGAAUGUGUUGGCGCCUCAGCGCAAGCAGGUGCAGUAGU
Messenger RNA from Dreissena polymorpha, 4356 nucleotides. RefSeq lists its product as uncharacterized. The coding region runs from base 207 to 1877 and encodes 556 amino acids. The record is from RefSeq and is a predicted model, not a curated record. Gene Ontology annotation, molecular function: zinc ion binding; protein binding; ubiquitin protein ligase activity. Lineage: Eukaryota; Metazoa; Mollusca; Bivalvia; Myida; Dreissenidae. Gene Ontology annotation, biological process: protein polyubiquitination; proteasome-mediated ubiquitin-dependent protein catabolic process; positive regulation of DNA-templated transcription. The transcript has 3 exons. Gene Ontology annotation, cellular component: nucleoplasm; chromatin.